Cygnus olor (mute swan) is the source of this 1814-nucleotide messenger RNA. RefSeq names its product squalene synthase-like. The coding region runs from base 101 to 472 and encodes 123 amino acids. Gene Ontology annotation, molecular function: squalene synthase [NAD(P)H] activity. The record is from RefSeq and is a predicted model, not a curated record. Lineage: Eukaryota; Metazoa; Chordata; Aves; Anseriformes; Anatidae. Gene Ontology annotation, cellular component: endoplasmic reticulum membrane. Gene Ontology annotation, biological process: farnesyl diphosphate metabolic process; cholesterol biosynthetic process. The transcript has 2 exons.
CCACUCCGGUGUUUUGCCAUUGAUAUCGCUUGGGCCGAGGUUAUUCCCUGGGCAGGCUCCUUGCAAUGUAGUGAGGGCUCUUUGUUUUUCUCCUUAGGUGAUGGCCAUCGCCACUCUGGCCGCCUGCUAUAACAACAAGCAGGUGUUCAGGGGUGUAGUGAAGAUCCGGAAGGGACAAGCCGUCACUCUGAUGAUGGAUGCCACAAACAUACAGGCUGUCAAAGCCAUCAUGUACCAGUAUGUGGAAGAGAUCUACCAGAAGAUCCCCAGCACGGACCCUUCGUCCAACAAGACGCAGCAGAUCAUCGCCUCCAUCCGCGCCAUGAGCCUGCCCGGCGGCCCCAUGGCCUCGCGCCACCACUACUCCCCCAUCUACCUGUCGUGCGCCAUGCUGCUGGCCGCCCUCAGCUGGCAGUACCUCAGCACCAUCUCCAAGGCCGCCGAAGAGUACGUCCAGGCGGGCGAGAACUGAAGGGCGGGCAGGCGGUGGGAGAGAAGAGACGGUCGGCGGACGGGCAGCAGAGGCGGGAGGCUCCUUGCCCCUGCUGGUGGGGACAGCCGGGUGCCACCGGGCCCGCGGGCGGUGAUGAGGACGGGACGCCGGUGGCCUGGAGCCCCUGGGGGGACAGCAUGGCGUCGCCAGGCUCCGCUCCUCACCUCUCUUGCUGCCUGCGUGGCUGGUUGCAAGCACCAAUCGGAGUCUUACUGUUUGGGGUUGAAUUUGGAUUUUGGUUUUUCCCUCCUUUCCUGUUGGACGGUUUACCUGAUUACUACCGAUUGGAUUUUUGUUUUUUUUUUUUUUUGGUUAGGAUGGUUGAAAUAGAAACUCCAGUUGCCUCUUUUCUUGCUUGACAUUUGAGACCCCUUUCCAGCUCAGAGCCGCGGGACGGGAGCCUUUUUUGGGUUUGGCCUCUCCUUCUUACACAGCCCCUUUUCCCCACGCGGAGGGCUCUGGCUUCAGCCAGGAGGCACUGCACUUAGCCAGCAGAAAGCUCUGGCUGUCUUCUGGCCACCAGCCUGGGCUGGUUGCCCUCCUGGCACCUGGAACCAGGGGCGAUCUUCACCUUUCUGUCGUUGUAUUUGAGGAGGCUGCUAGGCUUGAAACGAGCCCUUUCCUUGCUCAGUGUCGGAGGCGUGCUGCUCUGGCUGCUGGAACGUGCACCCUGCCCAAAGCCGGCUCUUGCAGCUCCUUCGUACAGGUGGCACUGUGCGUUGCAAAGCUUUGGGUUUUAGCAGCUGGGGAGGUGGUGAAAGGGAAUGGGAAGGAGUUGCCUUGAGCCCGAUGUGAGCACAGCCACCCACCUUUGCUGCAUGCUCUGGGCUCUGCACUUCUGUAGCCCACAGGGAGCCUGGGGUGGCCCAGGCAGGUUUUCCUGGCCCACUUGGCUGCAGCUCGGGGUGCUGCGAGUGAGUCUGACGUGCAAACUGGAAGAGCUUUCCACUGCUGCUUCGAAACCCAUCAGCCUGGACUUCAAGCAGGCUGCGUUCCCACAGGGAACGCCAGGGGUGGGAAGAGGAAACGACUUUCAAGUCCUGUUUUCCUGGAUUUUUGCUUUCAGUCACCCUAAUCCCUCACUGCUGCUUGGCUGUGUGAUGGGGGGGGGGACAGCCUGGGGCAGGACAGGGCAAAGCCUACCCCUACCAGGGGCGUUUGGUGGCCUUUGCAAGGCCAAGCCUGUGUGGCCAGACUGUUACUUGGAGGAAGCAGCCCUACUCCACGAGUACCUAUGUAGAUAGUUUUAAGCUGUUGUUCAAAAACCUUGCGGUAGCUCCCUUUGUGCAGCUUCCUGUUGUUGACAUUAAAGUUUUCCUUG